UUAAUUAAUUAAAACUCCCAAAACAAAAACAAAAAUUUUCUCAUGAUGAAUAUGAUAUCAUUAUUCAUCAUUUUAUUGAUUAUGUUUUUUGUGAUUCGAAUAUUUUUUCUUUGUUGGAAUUAUCUAAAUCGUCGACAAUUUGAUUGGAAUACAAAUAAUGGUAAAUCAUGGGCCGUUGUUACCGGUGCAACCGAUGGUAUUGGUUUUGAAUUUGCCCGACAAUUAGCCUUAAAAGGUUAUAACAUUAUGAUGAUUAGUCGUAAUGAAGAAAAAUUGGCUGCUAAACGACAAUUAAUAUUGAAUGAAUGUUCAUCAUCAUCAUCAAAAUCGAUUCAGAUACGAACAUUGGCUAUUGAUUUUAAACAAACAGAUUAUUAUGAUAAGAUUCGAAAAUUUCUCGAUCUGGAUCAUAACGAUAUAGCUAUAUUGAUUAAUAAUGUUGGUGUGGGACCAUUACCAGCUGAAGUUAAAUUUGUUCAUCAAGAAUCCGUACAAUCGCAUAUGGAUAUGAUUAAUGUAAAUAUUGUUUCUACAACACAAUUGACCGAUUUGAUAUUGCCAUCAAUGGUGUCCAAACGUAAUGGUCUUAUCAUCAACAUAUCAUCAUUUGCAGCCAUUCAUGCUACACCAUUUCUUGCUGUUUAUAGUGCAACUAAAUCAUACAUUCUUCAUUAUUCUCGUAUUUUAUGGGCCGAAUGUGAACGAUACAAUGUUCUUGUUUAUACAUUAACACCGGCAUCUGUUUGUACGAAUUUAUUUCGACAAACAACACCAAGUUUGUUGGCACCAAGUGCCCGAAAUUAUGUCCAAAGUGCAUUGGCUACAAUCAAUUGGACAACACCUGAAAGUUAUGGUUAUUUUGCACAUUGGUUUGGAUCGACAAUUUUUCUAUCACUCGAAUGGUUAAUUGGUUGGCAAUUGAAAACAAAAAUAUUGGAAAAUGUCAUUGCUAAUUCUGUACCCGAAGUAUCGGUGUCAAUGAUCGAUAUCAUUCGAAACGUAUUAUUUUUAAAUUCCAAAAAGCCAAUGGAAAAACAAAAUUAAACACGGAUGAUUUUAUGUUUUUGAAAAGACAUUUUAAUUAUUUUUUAAAA
Dermatophagoides pteronyssinus (European house dust mite) is the source of this 1094-nucleotide messenger RNA. Its product is annotated as putative steroid dehydrogenase 4. Gene Ontology annotation, biological process: fatty acid elongation. Gene Ontology annotation, cellular component: endoplasmic reticulum. Lineage: Eukaryota; Metazoa; Arthropoda; Arachnida; Sarcoptiformes; Pyroglyphidae. The record is from RefSeq and is a predicted model, not a curated record.